Messenger RNA from Haliaeetus leucocephalus (bald eagle), 1595 nucleotides. RefSeq names its product dystrophia myotonica, WD repeat containing (gene DMWD). Bases 1 to 1419 code for a protein of 472 amino acids. The transcript is spliced from 4 exons. Gene Ontology annotation, molecular function: protein binding. NCBI's taxonomy places the organism in Eukaryota, Metazoa, Chordata, Aves, Accipitriformes, Accipitridae. The record is from RefSeq and is a predicted model, not a curated record.
AUGACACUGGGGCUGUCGCUGGACCUGCACAAGCCCAUCGACAAACGCAUUUACAAGGGGACGCAGCCGACCUGCCACGACUUCAACCAGUUCACUGCCGCCGCUGACACCAUCGCUCUCCUGGUUGGCUUCUCAGCCGGGCAGGUCCAGUACCUCGACCUCGUUAAGAAGGACACCAGCAAGCUCUUUAAUGAGGAGCGCCUGAUCGACAAGACGAAGGUGACCUUCGUUAAAUGGCUGCCAGAGACGGAGCGGCUCUUCCUGGCUUCCCACGCCAGCGGCCACCUGUACCUGUACGACGCCGAACAGCCCUGCGGGGCCUCGGCCCCCCAGUACAACCUCCUGACGCAAGGAGAGGGCUUCAGCGUCUUUGCCUGUAAGAGCAAGACCCCCCGAAACCCCCUCCUCAAAUGGGUGGUGGGCGAGGGGGCUCUUAACGAAUUCGCCUUCUCGCCGGACGGGCGCUCGCUGGCCUGCGUCAGCCAGGACGGCUGCCUGCGUGUCUUCCACUUCGACUCCAUGCUGCUGCAGGGGAUGAUGAAGAGUUAUUUCGGGGGGUUGCUCUGCGUCUGUUGGAGCCCCGACGGGCGUUACGUGGUGACAGGGGGUGAGGACGACCUGGUGACCGUCUGGUCCUUCGCCGAGGGGCGGGUCGUGGCUCGAGGUCACGGUCACAAGUCUUGGGUCAACGCCGUGGCCUUCGAUCCCUUCACCGAGGCAGCCCAGACCCCCCAGCCCCCUGAGCUAAGUGGGGGUGAGGAGGAGGUUGAGCCCCCCGAUCCCCUUGUCCGCCGCUCCCCCGCUGUCACCUACCGCUUCGGCUCAGCUGGCCAGGACACCCAGUUCUGCCUGUGGGACCUGACCGAGGACGUCCUCUACCCUCGGCCUCCCCUCUCCCGUGCCCGUACCCUCACUGGAUCGGGGGACACCAGCAUUCCCAUGCCAGGGCUACCCCGCUCACUCUCCCGCUCCAACAGCCUCCCGCAGCCAGCGGGGACGGGCUCAGCCCGCGGCCCCCCGCCUGACGUCCCCCCAGCCCUCAGCGUUGGUCGCUUCGCCACGUUGACAUUGCAGGAACGUAAGGGACCCUCGGGCGCUGAAAAAGAGCACAAACGUUACCACAGUUUGGGUAACAUCAGCCGGAGCGGGGAGAAACCUCCCAGCGGUGCCGGAUCCCGGGGACGGCUGGAUACAGCCAAGGUGCUGGGGACCGCGCUGUGCCCUCGGAUUCACGAGGUGCCACUGCUGGAACCCCUCGUCUGCAAGAAGAUCGCCCAUGAACGGUUGACGGUGCUGCUCUUCUUGGAGGAUUGUAUCGUCACCGCCUGCCAGGAGGGACUCAUUUGCACCUGGGCCCGGCCUGGCAAGGCUGGACUGUCCUCGCAGAACGGCGGCUCCCCCAGCGGCACCGUGGUAUAGCCGUCACCGUCACCCGGUGCCGUCACCGUCACCCGUACGUACCCCUACGGGUGCCACCACCCCGCUCGAGGACACCGCUCCAUCCCCGUACUACUGAGUCCCCCCCCGGGUGGGCGGGCAGGCGCCCCGUUGUCCCCACGGCCACCUGCCAUCGUCCCCCAGCAGGGUGGUGGUGC